AUGGAUGACAUCAAUGGCCCGGCCUUGAAAGGUUCCGCGCAAAACUCUCUAAGGUCGGAUUCACCAGCUGCACAAGCUUAUGAACCACAAGCCUUUGGUCAGCCCUCGAUCGGGAGACCACCGAUGGGAUCGCGACAACGAUCGAGUAGCUCACGGCCGCAAUCGCGACCUCAUAGCGCCCUCAAUAAUAUCUACCCAAAGGAACACAACGGCUACGGAUAUCCAAACGGUGAUCAACCUUCUCGUCAGCCCUCUAUAGACCAGGAAUCUGUCGCGGAAUCAACAGACACCCUAGACUUAGGCCACCAAUCGAUCGGCCGACUACAUGCACCUUCGCGCAGUGAAAAUCGCCUCUCGAUCUCAAGCAACAACUUUGACCAACGGUCGCUCAGCAACUUGUCCAUCGACCAACAAUCGAUUGGAACUCAGUCUCUAGGCCACCACUCCAUAGGCGGGACGCCAGGUGGUUAUUACUCUUCACCAGCAUCGCCCACCGGGCUCCACUCAUCCGCUUCUAACAAAUCUCUCCGACGGAAUUUCAUUGCCAACGAACUGCCAGUCCUGCAACAGAAAAAUCCAAACGAAGGUAAUGAGCAAUUCCACCCAAUCAUCGAAGAAAAUGAAGAAGCGUCCUUCGACCUGGUCGCGCCGUACGAAGGCGAUGCUGCGCCUCUACACUCACUCGAGCGCCAGGCAGAUUUGAUGUUUAGCGCAGAGCACAUGCUGGCAAUCUUGAAUAACCCGCGAUAUCUGGCGCGAUUCCGCGAGUUCCUUGCCCAAGAGCGCCCAGGCUCGUUCUCGACACUGACAUAUUAUCUGAAUGCCUCGAAAGCGCUAAAGGCGAUCGAAUAUGCGAAUGCGCUGGUGCGAUUGGCCGUUGAUGUGCCGACUGCUGGAAUCGAGACUGCCGAGGCACCCGUUGGACCAACUGUCAAUAUGGCGUUGGAAAAACGUGUCCAAGCCGCGCUGGAUGCGUUAACCGCAGAGGAAUUGCCGGCAUAUAUAACCUCAACUUGUAUUAAUAUUACUGGCAAGGUUGUUGAGGAGCGCGUGCGUGGGACUCUACCCGAUAAGUUCCAGGGAACAGCCGAUGCGCUAGCUGAAGUGUUUUGUUUGACGGAUCCAUCACGACCUGAUAAUCCUAUCAUUUUUGCUUCUGGAGAAUUCCACCGCACAACACAAUACGGCAUGGACUACGUUCUCGGUCGCAAUUGUCGCUUCCUUCAGGGCCCAAAGACAAACCCUAACAGUGUACGACGGAUCCGCGAAGCUCUCAAAGCAGGCCGCCACCACUCCGAGCUCUUCCUCAACUAUCGCCGCGACGGCUCUCCAUUCAUGAACCUCCUGCAAAUGGCACCCUUAUGCGACAGCCGCGGGAACAUCCGCUACUUCAUCGGCGCGCAAAUCGACGUCUCCGGCCUCGCAAUGGAAGGCGCACAAAUGGAAUCUCUCCAAAACAUCCAAGUCCAAAAAGAAAAUCCCGAAACAGGCGGCGUAAUAACCAAAGAAUCGAAAUCCGAGUUCCAGGAACUAGGUGAAUUAUUCAGUCCGCGCGAAUUACAAAACGUCCGUGAACACGGCGGAAACCUCUUCCAGCCGAUUGUCAAUGAAGACCCGCAUCAUCGCCUAUUCCUCCAGGAUUCAGAUAGUUCAGAUACCGAGAGUGAACACCCUGCGGCAUCGAGUCGGACCGCGUCGGUACCAGAGCCUACUGCGGGUCUGUCUCUGACAGGUGUUUAUAGAAAUUACCUCCUCGUCCGCCCCUACCCAUCCCUCCGAAUUCUCUUUACAUCCCCAUCCCUCCAGAUCCCAGGAAUGCUACAAUCCUCCUUCUUGAAUCGCAUUGGCGACGCGGGCUCGAAGCGCGGUGGCAUCCUUAAUGCCAUGAUAGCUGGUCGCAGUGUCACUGCUCGUGUCAAGUGGGUCACGAAGGUUGGUAGUGACCAGGGACGGAAUCGGUGGAUCCAUUGUACGCCGUUGCUGGCGACUAAUGGGCAGAUUGGUGUUUGGAUGAUUCUUGUCAUUGAGGAUGAUGAGGUGGAUUCCAUUAAGUGGCAGGGGAAUUAUCCGGCCAACUAUUAG
Molecule: messenger RNA, 2082 nt
Organism: Penicillium soppii
Lineage: Eukaryota; Fungi; Ascomycota; Eurotiomycetes; Eurotiales; Aspergillaceae
Product: PAS-associated C-terminal
Exons: 5
Coding region: 1-2082 (693 amino acids)
Cellular component (GO): nucleus
Source: RefSeq, a predicted model, not a curated record